Molecule: messenger RNA, 1207 nt
Organism: Paramacrobiotus metropolitanus
Lineage: Eukaryota; Metazoa; Tardigrada; Eutardigrada; Parachela; Macrobiotidae
Exons: 3
Coding region: 233-1207 (324 amino acids)
Source: RefSeq, a predicted model, not a curated record
UAAAAUUAAUUACUUAUAUUUACGAUUACAUAGCGAAUUUAGUAGCAAAGUUAGCAAAGUUAGCAAAUUUAGUAGCAAAGUCUUGUAUCUGGUUGGAUUUUCUGCUUACUGACGCUAGUCUCCAGUACAAGUAAGUACACACGUUUACGGUCACCAUAUCUAGCGGAACGGAGCGUAACAGAUUGGAGAUAAGCAUUUCGCAACAGAAACACCCAUUAAACAUUUUGGCCUCAUGGGGCACGACGACGAUGCUCAGACAGCAGGCGGGGAAAAUCAAGCUGACAGCGGUCAGCCACCAAGCGAGGCGCCAACGGAAGGUGCGCCUGAGCGCAAAAAAUCAGUGGAAAAAGUCCCCACCGAAGAUCCUAAUGCCACCACGAUAACCGAUGGAAAUACACCAUUCCAAACCGCGCUCGCUUCGAAAUUCGACCGCAUUCCGCUAGUAUGGGGAAGAGAUGGUUUGCCAUUGACCAUGGAGAACAUUAAAAUGAGGCUUCGGGAACGGGCAGAGCUAGCGGAACUACAAAAAUCGGCAGGCGAGCACAGUAAAGAACCUUCAGUUUCCGCUGACGAUAAGAAAAAUAAGCCCGAACGAGAAGGAAAGUAUAAGCCACUCAUUCAGCCGCAUGCGUGGCAGCCGGCGGUUUCUGAUGAAAAGUUGAAUGAAAUGAUUUGGGGUCCAUAUGAACAACGCACCAUUGGCUUAUUUUACGCUUGGGAGCAAGCUCGACAGUCUUCGGAACUAUCUCAUAUCAUUGACCGAAUAUCACACACAGAAGGUGUAACGGCAUUCAUAAUUUUCGAUGCAUUUGAGAGAGAAAAGUAUCCAAAUCUUCUGCAAGAUGACGACAAUGAAGAGGAAUACGAGGAAGACGAAAACGGGUUUCCAGUACGACGCGAAUCGAAACUACAAGUUGUAGAUAAAGAGUGGGAGAUUCCCCUGCAUAUCAUCUACUCGAGUACUGACCUGAUUACAGCAAAACGCAUCAUUCCCUUUGUAAAACAGCUCAUCUGGCGAGUGGUAGAGACCACCAGAGAUCUAGACCCGAAAAACGAUGUCCGCUAUUUGCGACUGGUCAGCGAUGUCAACGAAGUUGUCGUAAUGCCAAUGUUCCCGCGCCAUUUUUUGGUGGUGGUACAGGAGCCGCGAUCGGAGCCUAAUGUCUUAUUUGAAAAUAUGGGCAUUGUUACAACGCACCCCAGGUGA